This is a messenger RNA of Jaculus jaculus (lesser Egyptian jerboa), 6923 nucleotides long. RefSeq names its product integrator complex subunit 1 (gene Ints1). Lineage: Eukaryota; Metazoa; Chordata; Mammalia; Rodentia; Dipodidae. Gene Ontology annotation, cellular component: integrator complex. The record is from RefSeq and is a predicted model, not a curated record. The coding region runs from base 73 to 6657 and encodes 2194 amino acids. Gene Ontology annotation, biological process: U2 snRNA 3'-end processing. The transcript is spliced from 47 exons.
CGGGCGAGUGACUCCCGCCGCCCCCUCCCAGGUGACGCCGCGCCAGCGAGGAGCGCGAGGGCCCCGGGCAGGAUGAACCGAGCCAAGCCCACCACCGUGCGGAGGCCGAGCGCGGCCGCCAAGCCCUCAGGGCACCCACCCCCUGGGGACUUCAUCGCCUUGGGCUCAAAGGGUCAGGCCAAUGAAUCAAAGACCACGUCCACCCUGUUGAAGCCGGCCCCUUCCGGCUUGCCUUCGGAGCGCAAGCGGGACGCUGCAGCCUCUCUGUCUGGGGCCUCGGCGCUAACUGGCCUCACCAAACGUCCCAAGCUGUCCUCUACUCCCCCACUGAGUGCCCUGGGGCGCCUGGCUGAGGCUGCUGUUGCAGAGAAGCGAGCCAUUUCCCCCUCCAUUAAAGAGCCGUCUGUGGUGCCCAUUGAAGUUUUGCCCACAGUGCUGCUGGACGAGAUCGAAGCUGCCGAGUUGGAGGGCAAUGACGACAGGAUCGAGGGCGUGCUGUGCGGGGCCGCGAAGCAGCUGAAGAUGACGCGGGCCAAGCCCGACAGCGCGCUGUACCUGAGCCUCAUGUACCUGGCCAAGAUCAAGCCCAACAUCUUCGCCACGGAGGGGGUCAUCGAGGCCCUGUGCAGCCUCCUGCGGCGGGACGCCUCGAUCAACUUCAAAGCCAAGGGGAACAGCCUGGUGUCCGUGCUGGCCUGCAACCUCCUCAUGGCCGCCUACGAGGAGGACGAGAACUGGCCCGAGAUCUUUGUUAAGGUCUACAUCGAGGACUCGCUGGGGGAGCGGGUCUGGGUGGACAGCCCACACUGCAGGGCUUUUGUGGACAACAUCCAGACGGCCUUCAACACGAGGAUGCCCCCCAAGAGCGUGCUGCUGCAGGGGGAGGGCGUGCGCAGUGGGGGUGAGCUCGGAGCAGGCAGCAGCCCCCACCCCUCGCUUACGGAGGAAGAGGACAGCCAGACGGAGCUGCUGAUUGCUGAGGAGAAGCUGAGCCCGGAGCAGGAGGGCCAGCUCAUGCCCAGGCCUAGGUACGAGGACCUCACAGAGAGCGUGGAGGAGUAUGUCCUGGACAUGCUGCGUGACCAGCUGAACCGGCGGCAGCCCAUCGACAACGUGUCCAGGAACCUGCUGCGGCUGCUCUCCGCCACCUGCGGCUACAAGGAGGUGCGGCUGUUGGCCGUGCAGCGGCUGGAGCUGUGGCUGCAGAACCCCAAGCUGACUCGGCCGGCCCAAGACCUGCUGAUGUCCGUGUGCAUGAACUGCAGCUCACACGGCCCGGAGGACAUGGAUGUCAUCUCCCACCUGAUCAAGAUCCGCCUGAAGCCCAAGGUCCUCCUCCACCACUACAUGCUCUGUGUCAGGGAGCUGCUGAACGCGCACAAGGACAACCUGGGCACCACCAUCAAGUUCGUGAUUUUCAACGAGCUCUCGAACGCCCGGAACCCCAACAACAUGCAGGUGCUGCACACCGUGCUGCAGCACAGCUCCGAGCUGGCGCCGAAGUUCCUGGCCAUGGUGUUCCAGGACCUUCUGACGAACAAAGAUGACUACCUCCGGGCCUCGCGGGCCCUGCUUCGCGAGAUCAUCAAGCAGACCAAGCACGAGAUCAACUUCCAGGCCUUCUGCCUGGGGCUCAUGCAGGAGCGCAAGGAGCCGCAGUACCUGGACAUGGAGUUCAAGGAGCGCUUUGUGGUUCACAUCACAGACGUGCUGGCUGUGUCCAUGAUGCUGGGCAUCACGGCUCAGGUGAAGGAGGCUGGCAUCGCCUGGGACAAAGGAGAGAAGAGGAACCUCGAGGUGCUGCGGACAUUUCAGAACCAGAUAGCUGCCAUCCAGCGUGACGCUGUCUGGUGGCUUCACACUGUUGUCCCCUCCAUCAGCAAACUCGCCCCCAAGGACUACGUGCACUGCCUUCACAAGGUGCUCUUCACCGAGCAGCCGGAGACCUACUACAAGUGGGACAACUGGCCUCCGGAGAGCGACCGCAACUUCUUCUUGCGCCUGUGCUCGGAGGUGCCCAUACUGGAGGACACCCUCAUGCGCAUUUUGGUCAUCGGGCUGUCCCGUGAGCUCCCUCUCGGCCCUGCGGACGCCAUGGAACUUGCUGACCACCUGGUGAAGCGAGCUGCUGCAGUCCAGGCCGAUGAUGUGGAAGUGCUGAAGGUGGAGCGGAUCCAGCUGAUAGAUGCAGUUUUGAACCUGUGCACCUACCACCAUCCAGAGAACAUCCAGCUGCCACCAGGGUAUCAGCCCCCGAACCUCGCCAUCUCCACGCUCUACUGGAAGGCCUGGCCCCUGUUACUGGUUGUUGCCGCAUUCAACCCAGAGAAUAUUGGGCUGGCGGCCUGGGAAGAGUACCCCACUCUGAAGAUGCUCAUGGAGAUGGCCAUGACCAAUAACUACUCGUACCCCCCCUGUACACUGACGGACGAGGAGACCAGGACGGAGAUGAUCAACCGGGAGCUACAGAUCUCGCAACGGGAGAAGCAGGAGAUCCUGGCCUUCGAAGGGCACCUGGCCGCUGCCUCCACCAAGCAGACCAUCACCGAGAGCAGCAGCCUGCUCCUCUCGCAGCUCACCAGCCUGGACCCCCAAGGGCCCCCGCGGAGGCCGCCGCCUCACAUCCUGGACCAGGUGAAGGCCCUCAACCAGUCCCUGCGCCUAGGACACCUCCUGUGCCGCAGCCGCAGCCCCGACUUCCUCUUACACAUCAUCCAGCGCCAGGCCUCCUCACAGUCCAUGCCCUGGCUGGCCGACCUGGUGCAGUCCAGUGAAGGCUCGCUGGAUGUGCUGCCCGUGCAGUGCUUGUGUGAGUUUCUGCUGCACGAUGCCGCGGAUGCCGCCACCUCAGGGGAGGAGGAGGAGGAGGGUGAGAGCCGGGAGCAGAAGGCCAAGAAGCGACAGAGGCAGCAGAAGCAGAGGCAGCUUCUAGGCCGCCUGCAGGGCCUGUUGCUGGGCCCCAAGGCCGACGGGCAGACCACGUGCGAGGUGCUCGACUACUUCCUGAGGCGCCUGGGCUCCUCGCAGGCCGCCUCCCGCGGGCUGGCCAUGAAGGGCUUGUCGCUGGUGCUCUCGGAGAGCAGCCUUAGGGACAAGGAGGAGAAGGAGCCCCCCAUGGAGGAGGAAACGGGGGAGGCGGAUGCGCUUCAAGGCUACCAGUGGCUGUUGCGAGACCUGCCCAGGCUGCCCCUUUUCGACAGUGUCAGGACCACCACUGCCCUGGCGCUGCAGCAGGCCAUCCACAUGGAGACGGACCCCCAGACCAUCAGUGCCUACCUGGUCUACCUGUCCCAGCACACGCCCGUGGAGGAGCAGGGCCCCCACAGCGACCUGGCCCUGGACGUGGCCCGGCUUGUGGUGGAGCGCUCCACCAUCAUGGCACACCUCUUCUCCAAGUCCGCCUGCAGCUCCACCGCGGACGCCGUGCUCGCGGCCCUGCUGUCCGUCUUCGCCCGCUACGUGCGGCGCAUGCGCAAGAGCAAGGAGGGCGAGGAGGUCUACAGCUGGUCGGAGUCCCAAGACCAGGUCUUCCUGCGCUGGGCCAGCGGGGAGACGGCCACCAUGCACAUCCUCAUCGUCCACGCCAUGGUCAUCCUGCUGACACUGGGCCCGCCCCGCACUGGUGAUGGUGAGUUCCAUGAACUGCUGGAUAUCUGGUUUCCGGAGAAGAAGCCACUGCCCACGGCUUUCUUGGUAGACACGUCUGAGGAGGCACUGCUGCUACCGGACUGGCUGAAGCUGCGCAUGAUCCGCUCUGAGGUCCCUCGGCUUGUGGACGCCGCCCUGCAGGACCUGGAGCCCCAGCAGCUGCUGCUCUUCGUGCAGUCCUUUGGCAUCCCCGUGUCCAGUAUGAGCAAGCUCCUGCAGUACCUGGACCAGGCGGUGGCCCAGGACCCCCAGACUCUGGAGCAGAACAUCAUGGACAAGAAUUACAUGGCCCACCUGGUGGAGGUGCAGCACGAGAGAGGCGCCUCGGGAGGCCAGACCUUCCACUCGCUGCUCACGGCCUCUCUGCCGCCCCGGCGAGAUAGUACUGAGGCUCCGAAGCCAAAAAGCAGCCCUGAGCCUCCUUCAGGCCAGGGCAGGACGCGAGCUGGGACACAGGUCCCAGUGCUUGGCCCUGAGGAUGACUUAGCCAGUGUGUUCCUGCAGAUCUUCCCACUAAGCCCCGAUCCUCGGUGGCAGAGCUCCAGCCCUCGGCCCCUCGCCCUCGCCCUGCAGCAGGCCCUGGGCCAGGAGCUGGCCCGAGUCCGCCAGGGGAACCCCGAUGUACCGGGCAUCACGGUGCGCCUUCUGCAGGCCAUGGCCACUCUGUUGGGCUCCCCACAUGGCUGUGCCCUGGCCCUGGCCAUGCACCGCAGCCACUUCCUCUCUUGCCCGCUGAUGCGCCAGCUGUACCAGUACCAGCGCUCUGUGCCCCAGGACACCGGCUUCUCCUCCCUCCUGCUCAAAGUGCUCAUGCAGAUCCUGCAGUGGCUCGACGGCCCUGGUGUAGAAGACGGGCCCCUGCAGGCCCAGCUCAAGAUGUUUGCCACCCGCUACUCAGCAAGGCGCAGGCUCAGCGACGUGCGUAGUGGGCUCCUGCACCUGGUGGAGGCUCUCGGCUUCCACCAGGACCCGGAAGUGGUCAGCUCCACCGUGCGGGCCGUCAUCGCCACGCUGAGGUCGGGGGAGAAGUGCAGUGUGGAGCCUGAGCUCAUCGGCAAAGUCCUCCGCGGCCUCAUCGAGGUGCGCUCCCCGCACUUGGAGGAGCUGCUGACUGCGCUCUUCUCGGCCACCGUGGACACCGCCUGCCCGAGUCCAGCCUCAGGGCCCAUUGUGGUUGUGAGCUCCGUGCUGCUGCAGGAGGGCGAGGGCCCCGGCCCCGGCAAGCAGGACACGGAGGGCGGCAGCGUGGAGGCCACACGCUUGGGACCCGCGUCUGGGCUGCUGGUGGACUGGCUGGAGACGCUGGACCCAGAGGUGGUCAACAGCUGCCCUGACCUGCAGCGCCGGCUGCUCUUCUCACGGAGGAAGGGCAAAGGUCACGCUGGUGCCCAGGUGCUGUCCUUCCGCCCCUACCUCCUGGCCCUUCUCACGCACCAGUCCAGUUGGUCCACGCUGCACCGCUGUAUCCGCGUCCUGCUGGGCAAAAGCCGGGAGCAGAGGCUCGACCCCUCAGCCUCCUUGGAUUUCCUCUGGGCCUGCAUCCAUGUCCCGCGGAUCUGGCAGGGCAGGGACCAGCGCACCCCACAGAAGCGGCGGGAGGAGCUGGUUCUCCGUGUCCAGGGCCCAGAGCUGCUCAGCCUAGUGGAGCUGAUCUUGGCUGAGGCGGAGACCCGCAGCCAGGAUGGGGACAGCACGGCCUGCACCCUCAUCCAGACCCGGCUGCCCCUGCUGCUCAGCUGCUGCCGUGGCAAUGACGAGAGCGUCGGGAAAGUGACCGAAUACCUGACUGGCUGCAUCCAGCAGUGGGGAGACAGCUUGCUGGGCCAGCGCUCACGAGACCUGCUGCUGCAGCUCUACCUGCAGCGACCAGAGCUGCGCGUGCCUGUGCCCGAGGUCCUGCUGCCUCGCGAAGGGGCCACCGGCAGCAGCAUCUGCAAGCUGGACGGAUUCAUCCACCGGUUUAUCACCCUGCUCGCCGACACCAGCGACUCCCGCUCCUCCGAGAGCCGAGUGGCCGAUGCCAACAUGGCCUGUCGGAAGCUGGCUGUGGCCCACCCCAUCCUGCUCCUGAGGCACCUGCCCAUGAUCGCAGCCCUCCUGCACGGCCGCACACACCUGAACUUCCAGGAGUUCCGGCAGCAGAACCACUUGGCCUUCUUCCUGCACGUGCUGGGCAUUCUGGAGCUGCUGCAGCCGCGCGUCUUCCAGAGCGAGCACCAGGGGGCGCUGUGGGACUGCCUGAUCUCCUUCAUCCGCCUGCUGCUGAACUACCGGAAGUCCUCCCGCCACCUGGCGCCCUUCAUCAGCAAGUUUGUGCAGUUUAUCCACAAGUAUGUGGCCUGCAGCGCUCCGGCGGCCGUGUCCUUCCUGCAAAAGCACGCGGAGCCCCUCCACGACCUGUCCUUCGACAACAGUGACCUGGCGAUGCUAAAGUCUCUCCUGGCAGGGCUCAGCCUGCCCAGCCGGGAUGGCAGAGCUGACCAAGGCCUGGACGAUGAAGGCGAGGACGAGCACUCGGCUGGUUCACUGCCACUUGUCAGCGUCUCCCUUUGUACCCCGCUGACCGUGGCCGACGUGGCCCCGCACAUGAAGAGGCUGUCCCGGGGCCAGGCUGUUGAGGAUCUGCUAGAGGCUCUGAGCGACAUAGAUGAGAUGUCCCGGCGGAGGCCCGAGGUCCUGAAUUUCUUCUCGACCAACUUGCAGCGGCUGAUGAGCUCUGCCGAGGAGUCCUGCCGCAACCUGGCCUUCAGCCUGGCUCUGCGCGCCAUCCAGAACAACCCCAGCAUUGCUGCCGACUUCCUGCCCACCUUUAUGUAUUGCCUGGGCAGCCGGGACCUCGAGGUGGUGCAAACAGCCCUCAGGAAUCUGCCCGAGUAUACCCUCCUCUGUCAAGAGCACGCUGCCGUGCUGCUGCACCGCGCCUUCCUGGUGGGCAUGUAUGGCCAGAUGGACACCAGUGCCCAGAUCUCUGAGGCCCUGAAGAUCUUGCAUAUGGAGGCCGUGAUGUGACCCAUGAGCCUGCCGUCGCUAGCACCGUGUCUGAUAAGCCUGUUCCAUUCCCCAGCGUCUCGUCCCUGAGCCACCAAGGCUGGGCAGGAGCUAAGAGCAGCACCACCCUGGACCACAGUUGGCACUGGUGGCUGUCCUCUGAGGCUUCGCGAUGCUCCGGGUCACAGUCAUGGGUCAUGGGGACGUGGCCCAGUGCAAGGAGAGGACAGAGUGUUGUGCUGGUGGGCACAGUGAGACUGUUGUCAAUGAAAUACCAACCCCCUGCG